AUGUCCGACGCCGGCUCACUUUUCUGCUGCUGUCGCCAGGGCAGCUCGAGACGUUCGGAGGAGGAGAGGGCGCGUCGCUUGGAAAUCAUACGACAGCGUCGACUCGAGCAAAUGUACACCCGGACACGUCAACCCAGCGGAAACCUCCGGAAAAUCUCCGAAAUCAACGAGCAAGACGAGGCCAUUGAGCAGCACAUCGUCUUUAACCCACGCGAGAAUGGAUUCACCGUCUUGAGGAAACUGUCGGAGGAAGAUCAGGAAGACAGUGGCCACGAGUCUGACGGCCGUACGGAGAGUGAGGCCGAUACGGAAUCUUCCUAUGGACGACGAGAGGGGAAGGAAAAGCAUCACGGAAAGGUCUACAACAUGCUCCGAUGGGUGGCCACCGUCGGCAAGAAGAAGUCCCCAGCCCCAGAAAAACAA
Messenger RNA from Mesorhabditis spiculigera, 423 nucleotides. Lineage: Eukaryota; Metazoa; Nematoda; Chromadorea; Rhabditida; Rhabditidae. The record is from the annotation of a GenBank genome assembly.